Molecule: messenger RNA, 4673 nt
Organism: Centropristis striata (black sea bass)
Lineage: Eukaryota; Metazoa; Chordata; Actinopteri; Perciformes; Serranidae
Gene: dok2
Product: docking protein 2
Exons: 8
Coding region: 404-2245 (613 amino acids)
Biological process (GO): positive regulation of MAPK cascade; cell surface receptor protein tyrosine kinase signaling pathway
Cellular component (GO): cytoplasm
Source: RefSeq, a predicted model, not a curated record
UCAUGUGUCGCAACAGACUGAAGCAGGAAGCUGAGACGACUUCACACUCACACCACAGAGAGACAGACAGGACACAGAACGCUGAGACAAGAGACGAGACAAGACAAGAGACACAACAAGAGACAAGAGACGAGACAAGACAAGAGACACAACAAGAGACACAACAAGAGACAAGAGACGAGACAUACAGAAGGAGUUGAAGAGUGACCAAAAGAGUCAAAAGGAACACAGAGACAACAGAAAGGAGGAGAGGAGGAGCAAAGGAGAAGAAGAAAAAGAGGAGGAGAGAGACUCUAAACAGAAGAGGAAGCUGAAAGUUAAAGAGGAGACACCGGAGGAGGAGGAGAGGACAGUGGAGCACCAAGAGAAGCAGAGAGAGGAGUGGUGAGGAGGAGGAGGAGCCAUGGAGGAGGACAUCAGGAAACAGGGGGCGCUGUUCCUGCAGCAGCAGAGGUUUGGAAAGAAGUGGAAGCGUGUGUGGUGCGUCCUGUACAGAGAAAGUUCCUGUUCGAUUUCCAGACUUGAGUUCUUCGAGUGUAAAGACGGAGGAAAUUCCGAGAAGAAUGACAAAACUCUUCGCAAACAGCAGGAACACAAGAAGGUGAUCCGGCUGGCGGACUGUAUCCGGGUCUCGGAGGUGGACAUGGACGGGUGUCCCCGAGAGACGGGACCGUUCCUGAUCGAGACCACAGAGAAGAUCUACGUGUUCGCUGCAGACAGAAUGCAGCUGGACGACUGGACACACAAACUGUGUGAGAUUGCCUUCCCUAUGAGCUGGAGUGAAGGGGUUAAGCGAGGCAGCCUGCAGAGAGGGAACAGAGUGGACGAGGACGAAGGAAUGGAGCAAAACUCACUGUACAGCGAGAGAGAGACAGUGCGUGACUUCAGAGUGUGUGUGAGGAGGACCGAGGCGUCGGAUCGCUGCAGACUGAAGGGGGACGGGUUCCUGCGAGCCGACGUGGACGCGCUCCACCUGCUGGACAAGACCGGAGACAUCCUGUACAGCUGGCCCUACAGAUACCUGAGGCGCUUCGGACGGGACAAGUCGACCUUUUCCUUCGAGGCCGGGCGGCGCUGCGACUCUGGCGAGGGCGGCUUUGAGUUUGACACCAAACAGGGGAAUUUCCUGUUCCAGGCGGUCGAAGCCGCCAUCAACCUGCAGCGCAUCUCGCUGCCCCAGAGGCAGACCUCCGGGGGGGGCCAGGUGAGUCCAGAGACCCCCCAGGAUGUGAACCUGCCCCCCCUGCCCCUCAACCCGCCCAUGGGCCAGUGCCGGACGCCGCCGCUACCGCAGAACCGCAGCGUCGGUCAGGCGGCGGACGGCGUUUACAGCAUGGUGACGGAGACUCCAACCCUUCAGAUGAUUCAUCACAAAGAUAAAGAGAGCUCCACUGCUGCUCAGCACCAACAGCGCCCCCCGCUGUCUCGUCUGGAGCCUCCGGUGGACAAACUGCUGACGGGCGUGAAGAGUUUGACUCUGGACACUCGCGGCGUCCCCGUCCCCCGUAAAAACCAGGUGAAGAUGAUCUCCAGCUGCCCGCUGCCGCACGCCGACCCUGGCCCCAGCCCUGGCUCCGCCCACAACCCCAAACCUCACCUCAGCCCCAAGCUGAGCUCCGCCCCCGACCAGAUGUACUCUCAGAUCGGCCAGCACGCUGUUGCGGAGCGAGGCACCAAGAGGGAGAAGAGAGGUUGCGGCGGCGUUGGGGCCGUCCAGCCGGAGCCGGAGUACUCGCUCCCCUUCGACACCAUCGCCAUAAACGUCAUGUCCAACAUUGUGAACUCCCAGCAGGGCCAUGGACCAGAGUCUGGCGCAGACCCGCUCUACGACAGCAUCGACGAGAUGAAGAUCAGAAACAUCUUUUUGAGCGCCGCUGCCACCGCCGCUGCCACCACCGGGGCGCCGUACGAGAAAGUGGAACACAUCUACGACGAGCCCGAAGGCUGCGCCGCCACCGCCACCACUCAGAAACCUGCCGGCUCGCUGUACGACGACCCCGAGGAAAUGAGAGGAGACGCCUGGAGGAUCAUGGGGACGCCCGCUGACCCCAAAGGUCACGAGUACCCAUACAACCCCCGCGUGGACGACUACGCCGUGCCCAAACGAGCCCAGAGGGCGCAUCCCGUCACACAAAGCACCAACGAAGGAGAGGACGACCAGGAGGAGGAGCCUCAGCCGGAGGAGGACCAGAUGGCGGAGCAGCGGGACUCGCCAUACAACAACGUGAUGGUGAAGAUGGCAUAGACGAGACAGGAAACUCAUCUAGACUCGUCUAAAACUCCAGGAGACUUUCUGCAGAAUGAUUCUCUUUAAAAACUCUUAUUUUCAUGAUCAAUAAUCGUUUAGUCUAUAAGAUAUCAGAAAUAGUAAAAGAUAAAUAUGCUUCACAUAGUUAUUUGACCGUGAAGACUUCAGGACGUCUGACAGAGAGACUUUCCCCUCAGACUGGGGAUGGGAAUGUAAAGAAUUUAGUGAUUCCGAUUCUCUUAUCGAUUCUCAUUCAUUAAGGAAUUAAAUUAUACAAAUGGGUUUGUUUGCAUUAACUGUUUAAUAUCUUCAUCUUUAACUACUAAUAACAACUAAUAAUUGCUCAGUUCCACUCUUAUUGGUCCAGAGAAAAUUCAAUUUGGUGUUUUUAAGCCCAACUGAUACAAAAACAACAUACAACAUAAUACACUUUGGCUACUAACACUUGGGAAUAUUUAAAGUGCUUUGCAUUCAACUUGAUCCAAAACUAAUUUCGACAUAAAACAAAGAAUGCUUCUGUAAAAAUGAACAUAAUAAACAAAAAUACAACUGCACUUUUCAACUCUGGCAGAUUAACAGUUUUUGUGCAGGAAAAUUAACAGAAAAUAUAGUUAAAAAUGAGACAUGACAUCACUAGUUAAAACAUCAUGUAACUUUGACAAUUCUAGGUUUAAUCUGAGCAGAUUACCAGAAAAUAUGCAACAAAUUAACCUAUUGAAGUUCAGAGGCAAAAGGGUGUAAACCUUCACCACAAACCUGGUCCCUGCUCGGUGACAUUUGUUUUUCCUCUGUCAUUUUACUCUUCCCUGCCUUGAUGAAAAGGGUUGCUAAAGGUGCAUGAGAGCUACUCAGUGUUGCCAACUUAGCAGCCUUGUCUCUAUAUUUAGACCAUUCAGACCCACUAGAGACUCUUUUUCAAAAAAGCAACUAGCAACAAAUCUAGGGACUCUUUCUUGUGUUACUGGAGACUUUUGGAGACUCGUUCCUACUCUUCUUAAAGAGUAGCAGGCGCCAUCCCAAAGCACUCACAAGCGGCCCAGUCCUCCUGCAGCAGUCUCUCCCAGCUGCAGUCAGAGCAGGAGAUGUUAACCCCUCUGCGUCCAGUUUGCAAAUGAGUCACGCAUGCGUGAAAUCGCUGCUGGCUGUUUUACAGACGUAGGAGGAACCGGUAAGCGGAAUCGUCAAGGAGGCAAACAAUUCCUAGGAAUCGAAUUACUGGGAGCCGGUUCUCAGUUUGAUCUGUUCGGUCCUACAACAUCUGGAAAGUCUAGAAGAGCCGAAAGAUUAAAUCCUUUUAUUCACAUUCAGGUAAACGGAGCAGGUAGUAGAAGCCUUUAGGUGAUUGCUCCACAGGAAUGAUAGAUGUUGAAGAGCUUUCAUAGGAAUGAAUAGAGCCCCGCCUCCAGCUCUGCAUUGCUUCUCUUCAUACGUUCAUGUUUCUGUUCACACUGAACUUUAAGAUGCUUUAUGUUCUGUUUGUUCCUUUCCGUUCUCAGACUUUGGCUCUUCUGUCGUUUUCUAUAUUCACGGUUCAUCUCAUAGUGGUUUCAGGUUUAAAACUAAAAAAAUAAAGAUUUUCUGAAUCGUCAGUGAACAAAAUAUAUGGCUGAUUUAUGUCCGGAGCUUCACGUCAGAGUGAAGCCACACCCACCUUUAUACCUGAGCGAGGUCUCGCUUGUGUUCGCUCUGGAAGAAGAUCCCGGUACUCUUUAUGCUCAUUAACAGAACUAUUUUGAGUGAGCAACUUUUAUAGGAAUGAACAGGGCUGCGUUCCAAAUCUCAACAUUUUUCUUUUGGCUUAUAGUUCGUUCUGUAGCUGCUUUUACAAAGUAUAAACAGUUACAAGCCGAUUAAAAGUACAUUAAUUGGGACGCUUAUAACUUAAAUGGCAAAUAGUGUUUAUAUUUAGUAAAAAGUUCAUCAGUUUGAACGUCAGAUAUCUUUUCUUCGGUCACAUAGACUUACAGAUCACUGCUUUCUGAUUUCACUGAUCUCUCUUUCAUGGGAUCAGAGUCUGCUUCAGUCACUCAACAUUUUUUAACAGCUUCAUAUUUAUUCAUAUUAUUACAGAUGAUUCAUGAGAUUUUAUUAGAUUUCAAAGAAAGAGAGAAAAUGAUGCAUAGGUUGUAAUGAAGUUGAUUUAUUGAAGGAGCUGCAGUGAGCAGCUUCGUCCAGCAGAGGGCAGCAGAGACUCAGACAAUCAGGAGAGAGCAGAGGACUACAAAAGGGAAAGGAAACAAGAAAGAAACACCAUUUUGCACAAUAAAAUAUGAAUAUUUUGUCAAAUUAAUAGAAACUGUAAACUGUGAACAUAAUCCUUUUUUUCAGACUAAAAUGAAUAUUGUAUGACUCUGGACCUCGAUCAUGUGUCCAGAUGUUCUCUGUGCAGCCUGUAAAUCUGAAAUAAAUCCUCAUUUAUUCUUUA